Leucoraja erinaceus (little skate) is the source of this 2782-nucleotide messenger RNA. RefSeq names its product riboflavin kinase (gene rfk). The transcript is spliced from 4 exons. Lineage: Eukaryota; Metazoa; Chordata; Chondrichthyes; Rajiformes; Rajidae. Gene Ontology annotation, cellular component: mitochondrion. Gene Ontology annotation, biological process: FMN biosynthetic process; riboflavin biosynthetic process. The record is from RefSeq and is a predicted model, not a curated record. Gene Ontology annotation, molecular function: riboflavin kinase activity. The coding region runs from base 317 to 784 and encodes 155 amino acids.
GAGAUUCCGAGAAAACAGGUGAUAUUUUUCCUCCCAGCAACAAAACGAGAGGCUGAUCCUCCGGGCAACGGGCGGCGCUGCCGGGCCACGGCGAGGUCAAACACCAGCCGGCUUCUUAUUCGCCGGUGUAGGAGGAAGAGGAUGAAGCGAGCAGCGAGAUAAAGCGAACAAAAAACAGACACACAGUGUUUAAACGGUAGUUGCGAAACCCCGCGGUGGAGCUGGUGCGAUUGCAGUGAGGCCGCUGCAAGGAACGAGACGGGCUGGGCAGCCUCUCCCUCGUUAACCCUGGCGCAUUUUAAUCGGAGCGGGGACCAUGAGGAGUUUGCCGCAUUUCUGCCGCGGUGAGGUGGUGCGAGGAUUCGGCCGAGGCAGCAAGGAGCUGGGGAUCCCCACAGCAAAUUUUCCAGAAACUGUUGUGGACAACCUGCCCGGAGACAUCACUACUGGCAUAUACUAUGGCUGGGCUUCUGUCGGCUAUAGAGAUGUACAUAAAAUGGUCAUGAGCAUUGGUUGGAAUCCGUAUUAUAAAAAUAUAAAGAAGUCUAUGGAAACACAUAUUAUUCAUACUUUCAAGGAAGAUUUUUAUGGAGAAAUUCUGAGCAUUGCUAUUGUUGGAUAUAUCCGUGCAGAGAAAUCUUUUGAUUCAUUAGAUUCCCUAAUCACAGCCAUCUAUAGUGACAUAUCUGAGGCAAAAGAGAAAUUGGAUUUGCCAGAAUACCAAAGUAUGAAGGAUGAAAACUUCUUCAGGCCCAUUGAAAACAAAAUCAUGAAUGGCCAUUGACCAAGUUGAAAAUAGAGCUUGUGUAACCUUUUUCUCUUGUAUCGUUUAAAGUGUAUUUUAGUAAUUAUCUAGAUUCUGAUUUUAACUGUGCGAAUAUCUGACCAGAUUUUCCAUUUGACAGAUUUAGUAGACAAUUAAACUCAUCCUCAAAAGAAUAAUUUUUGCAAAACAUAAUUGGAUGGAUGUGAGAGUAGCUUAAGUUUUCCAGAUUUGCAUUUGCAACUUAUUUGACUACUGAAAUCCUGGUGAUUAUUAUAGUCUUUGUUUUUUAGUGAAUCAGUUACUAAAAAGUGAUUCCUUGAGGAGGUUGGAAUUUCUUGUUGACUGCCUAAUGAGCCUUUAUGACAUUUAUUUAUUUAAAUGGGGUAUAAUUCAGCAUGUUAAUGUGGAAGAAUAUCAAAUGGUCAUGUUGAGAAUCAUUACUGAUAUCUUUAGUAAUUUCUUUUUUGUUGCUAAUAGCACUUGUUCAGAUGGAAAGAAAAACAAAUCCCGAAGCAGCCAAAUUUGAUGCCGUUUUGUGGAGAAAUGUAUUAAUUGCAUUUUAAGCUGGUAACUUAGCUACCUCGGAAUAUGAUUGGAGAAAUUCUUCACCCAUCCAUCUUAUCCAGUAAUUGAUGUAACUGAUGACAAAUGCCUUGCGUAGUGCAUUCAUGAAGUACAUGCUUUCGGCCAGUGAUUCGACAGUAACAUAAUUACUGUUGCUUUAGGCUAUGGAGCCAGUACUGUUUGAUGCAGGUUGUGUUCCCCAGGGGGAAAAUAGAGGAGGAAAGCUUCCUUUACAUUAAACCUAUUGGCUACCUGUGGCCAGCUGUUUCUAAUGACUAUGUAAAGGUCUGAAUUUGCCUGAUGUCAGCUCAGGCUUCCCAGCACAGGACAAAUCAUGCUAUCAAAUCUUACUUUCCAGUUGCUAUUACAACUUUCUCAUUAGACUCUUACAUGUUUUUUUGUAUCAAUCACUAAAGAAAAGCAACAAAAUCAUCCUUGUAAUUGUCUUUAUUCACUUGCUCUGUAUCAUUAAAAAUACUUUGCCACAAUUUCUGCUAGUUACAAUCAAAAUUGGUAGCCGUUACUAUCCAGGCAUCAUCAAAUAUCUGGUAAUUUUGUGAAAAUUAUAUAUCCACUGCCAUCAAUCAAACAUCAUCAAAUGAUUUUUCUUCCUUUUGUCAAUGUGUAUUACUGUGUAAUGUAGAUCAGCAUUUUACAGAUGUGUCUUUACUGCACCCAUCUGAUCUGGCAUAGAUUGACUUGUGGAUAAUCAAUAGCAUAGGAACCAGAGAAAAUAUUCUAUUCCAGAUUUGAGAUCAAGGCAUCUUUUCAACCUACAUUUUUCCCUAAAUGCUGUCCACCUAUGGUGGAAUUGCAUUGUUUUUGUGGUAGAGUGCCAUAAAAAAAUAAAUCGGUAUGUCUGCCUCCGUCCAACACUGAACUGUGAGAAAGUUAGUGUCACCACUGAUCACUAAUUCAUGUCGUCACAGAAUUAUAUUGUUUUUUUUGGGCUCCAAGUGCCCUUUUGAACACUAAAUGUUCCAAGGUGAAGUUUGGAAAAGAUUUGGUGAGUAACUUCCCUUUGUGUCUGGUUUUUUAACUGCAGGCAUUUCUCUGAAGCCCUGGGAGAAAAUACAAACUCUUGUCAGUGUAUAGCUGAUGCUAACUUUAUAAAAUGUGAUUUGGUCAUAGGAUCAAUCAUAUAUGAAGUUUUAUCAUCUUAAGAAGGAAAUUGUCAGAAGUUCCCAUAGAGUGGGGAAAGCCCAAAUAAAUAGAGGGAAUUGUUCCAUAGUGUAUUAAGACCUUUAUUAAGUCGUAGUUCUGCAAUACUUCAAUUGGAAAGAUAUAAUUUAGAAUACAAGACAUUGGAGAGCUGAAGGACCUUUAAUGGGAUAUAACUUUGCAAGCUGAACCGUCUACAUUUGUAAUUAAUUGUCUUGGCUUCCUCUGUUGCAUUUAUAAGUGUUAACCAUGCAGAUGCAAAAUAAUUCAUUAAAAAAUAUAUUUAUAUAA